Molecule: messenger RNA, 1287 nt
Organism: Ipomoea nil (Japanese morning glory)
Lineage: Eukaryota; Viridiplantae; Streptophyta; Magnoliopsida; Solanales; Convolvulaceae
Exons: 1
Coding region: 1-1287 (428 amino acids)
Molecular function (GO): zinc ion binding
Source: RefSeq, a predicted model, not a curated record
AUGCAGUACGGGAAUUACCAACACUCGUACAAUGAGCUACCCCAAUUCUGCCGGCAAUUGCAACUCUCCAACCCUGGAACCAUUGUGGAAAUCAUGUGCACACUGAACGCAGAAAGGGGUACAGGAUACGCGAAUUUCUUGUAUGCAUUUUGGGCGUUCAAGCCCGCAAUUGAUGGCUUCCUCUACUGCAUCCCUGUUAUUUGUGUUGACGGUACCCACUUGUACAACCAGUACAAAGGCCAUCUCCUACUAGCCUGUGUAUAUACCGCUAACAAGGAAAUCUAUCCAUUGGCAUAUUCAAUCGUUGACUCCGAAAAUAAUGCCAGUUGGACUUGGUUUCUUCGACUUCUGGCCGAACAUGUCUUUCCACAUCACAAUUCAAUGUGCAUCAUUUCGGAUAGACACGCUGGAAUCGAUGCAGCGUUUAAUUCCGUGCAACAAUUGAAAGGGGGGGGCCGUGUCAAACGCCGGUUUUGCCUUCGUCACAUUCGCAACAAUGUCAUGACAAGGGUGACCAGAAAUAGGCGGUUACGAAAAUUAGUAUGGGAAGUUGGUACUGCUGUAACGAGGAAUCAAUUCCUUCAACACAUGCAGGCAAUCCAAAUUAAAUGGCCAGCUGCAUACGCCUAUCUUGCUAACAUUGAUGUAGAGAAGUGGACAUUAUCUCAUGACGAUGGUCACCGGUACGGCAUCAUGACAACCAAUCCAUCUGAGUCACUAAAUAAUUCACUAAAGUGUUGUCGAAUGUUACAUGUCACGGCAAUAGUCCGAAUGACUUUUCACAAGUUACGGACUAUGUUUGCCGACAGGCGUACUGCGGGAGAUGGGAUGCAGCAACACAGACUGCUUUUCACGAAAAAGAUUACCGAUGAUUUGUCAGCUCGAAACAAUGAAGCAAGUGGUGCAAGCAUUCAACGUUUCAAUGACGCCCUCGGAAUCUAUGGUGUUGCCCUAAGUACUGGUUGUGUCUCUCAAAGUCAACAAAAUCACUUUCAAGUUAUCCUGACGAAACGUACGUGUAACUGCGGAUUGUGGAACGUGAACGGCAUACCAUGUGCACAUGUGCUUGCAGCAUGCAAUUACCGUGGGCAAGGAUUUGCCCCAUUAGUGCCAGAAGUUUACUCCGUACAAAACUACAGGAACUGUUAUGCCGGAAAUUUCUACCCAGUAGACGAAAGAACUCAGUGUGUACCGGUCCAGUUACUUGCCUUCCACCAAUUUCUGCUAGGCAACCAAAUCAACGAGGCCAACGACGAACACGUAGGUAUCCAAAUGAAAUGGACUUAG